This is a messenger RNA of Tinamus guttatus (white-throated tinamou), 659 nucleotides long. The record is from RefSeq and is a predicted model, not a curated record. Lineage: Eukaryota; Metazoa; Chordata; Aves; Tinamiformes; Tinamidae.
GAACCAGCACUGUCUUACUGUCAGAGAGAGAGAGAGAUAAGUCUCCUAAUGGCUUUAAGAACUGGGACUUCAUGUCUGUUCACACAUGGGGAGAGAAUCCAACAGGCACCUGGGUAUUAAGAAUUACUGAUGUGUCCAGAAGAAUACAAAAUGAAGGGAGGAUUGUAAAUUGGAAACUGAUUUUGCAUGGCACAUCUACCCAGCCUGAACACAUGAAGCAGCCACGUGUGUACGCAUCCUACAAUGCUGUGCAAAAUGACAGAAGGGGAGUGGAGAAGAUGACAGACCUUGUAGAGGAUCAUACCACAGCGGACUACCUGAGCGAAAAUCCCAAAGUCACAGAAGGCAGCAGUAGUAGCAGUGCCAAAGCAGAAGAUAAAAUUCCAUCCGAGGCCAUGCUGCACCUGUUGCAAAGUGCUUUUAGCAGGCAGAUGGCUCAGAAGCGCCUGCCCGAGAAGACUGCAAAUGAGAAGUUAAAUAUUCCAUGCGAACAGUUCUACCAAGCCCUCGAAAAGUUAAACAGGCCUUUCCAGCUAAAAGACUCAGAAGAAAGUUUGUACAGUGACUACGUUGAUCUUUUUUACAACGUCAAACCAUACAAGCAUAGAGAUGACAGACUGCUGCAGGCCUUGGUUGAUAUUUUGAAUGAAGGAAACUAA